AUGGGUCUCACUGUGGAAGAAGAAGCCACGCUGGUUGAUGAUGCAAUUCCACUUGUGGGCAAUGGAACUUUCCAACAGCCAAUCGAUCACAAGGACCCAUCGAAGGGCACUUUUUCCACGUCCUUCUGGUACAACGCUACCAAUUGGGGUGGACCUGGAUCUCCAGUAGUUGUCUUCACGCCUGGCGAAGCGGCAGCGGCAGGAUACACUGGAUACCUCACACCACGUACCCUGACAAGCGCCAUUGCGACAGCUAUCGAUGGCGCCAUUAUUUUGAUCGAGCAUCGAUAUUGGGGCGCUUCCAGUCCGUGUGAAAACCAGACGACAACUUGUCUACAAUAUCUUACUCUUCAACAAUCCGUUGACGAUUUCGUCAAUUUUGCGAAACAUGCUCCCAUUCCGUUUGACGUCACUAACUCCUCUAAUGCUGAUCAGGCGCCCUGGAUCUGGGUCGGUGGGUCUUAUUCUGGUGCUUUGGCAGCUUGGAUUGAGAAACUUUCCCCUGGAACAUUUUGGGCAUAUCACUCUACCAGUGGCCCGGUAGAGGCCAUAUAUGACUUUUGGGAGUACUACUAUCCUAUUCAACAGGGAAUGCCGAAGAACUGCAGUCUCGACUAUGAGGCAAUCGUUGAUCAUGUUGAUUACGUUUUCAAGAACGGUACGGCAGAGGAGAAAGCGGCACUGAAGCAACAGUUUCUGCUGCAAGAUCUCGAACAUGAUGAUGACGCUGCAGUCGCUAUCUCCUCCCCUAUCUGGGCAUGGCAGAGUAUUCAGUUCUAUUCGGGCUAUUCUCAAUUCUACCAGAUGUGUGACGCAAUUGAAGGCUUCAAUGGUAACUCUACUGGAAAUUACUCGACCGGCUAUAGCGACAACGGCGUUGGCGUAGAAAAAGCAUUGCCGAAUUUCGCGACUUGGUUCACGACCACAUACCUUCCAGGAUAUUGCGAAGCAUACGGCUACAACGACUGGGCCGGGGAACUCAACGUACAAUGCUUCGACAGCUACAACAGCUCAUGGGAAAUGUUCAACGACUGGACGCCUGACAAUGCAGCAGACCGCCCAUGGGUUUGGAUGACGUGCAACGAGCCUCUAUUCUACUGGCAAGGGGGGGCACCCGAAGGUGUCCCAACGGUCAUGACUCGUCUAGCAACAGCGGAGUACUAUCAACGGCAAUGCUCCCUGUAUUUUCCGACCGAGGGCAAUAAUACCUUCCGCAGUGCCCUGGGGAUCCGUGAAGACUAUGUAAAUGACCGUACAGACGGAUGGUUCAACACGGACGCCCCACGCCUGUUAUAUGUCAACGGAGAAUUCGACCCCUGGCGUUCAGGGUCGGUCGCCUCUGAUUUCAGACCCAAUGGUCAGUUCAACGGAACUGAAGAGACGCCCGCUAUCCUCAUCGCCGGCUCGAGACAUUGCAACGAUCUAAUCAUGACCAACAAUGUUCAUCCACCCGUUGCAGAGGCGCAAGAAGCCGCUAUCAGCCAGAUGAAAGCAUGGGCUCACGAGUUCUGA
Messenger RNA from Paraphaeosphaeria sporulosa, 1512 nucleotides. Its product is annotated as serine carboxypeptidase S28. The record is from RefSeq and is a predicted model, not a curated record. The transcript has 8 exons. Gene Ontology annotation, biological process: proteolysis. Bases 1 to 1512 code for a protein of 503 amino acids. Gene Ontology annotation, molecular function: dipeptidyl-peptidase activity; serine-type exopeptidase activity. NCBI's taxonomy places the organism in Eukaryota, Fungi, Ascomycota, Dothideomycetes, Pleosporales, Didymosphaeriaceae.